This is a messenger RNA of Aspergillus terreus NIH2624, 1308 nucleotides long. Its product is annotated as Dor1-like family protein. Gene Ontology annotation, cellular component: COG complex. Lineage: Eukaryota; Fungi; Ascomycota; Eurotiomycetes; Eurotiales; Aspergillaceae. The transcript is spliced from 2 exons. The record is from RefSeq and is a predicted model, not a curated record. Gene Ontology annotation, biological process: cytoplasm to vacuole targeting by the Cvt pathway; intra-Golgi vesicle-mediated transport. Bases 1 to 1308 code for a protein of 435 amino acids.
AUGGCGGACUAUCUCUACGAACUUCUGACGCCGCACUUGGCCUCAACGGACCCCUCCCUGGCUCCUCGCUCCCCCGAACACGAUGCCACCACCGCGCAAUAUCUCAAUCGUCUGCCCACGCUCUCCCUGCAGGCAUUGCAGGAGACAGAGCCCCAGUCAUUAGCUCAAUCAUCCCAUUCUACUCUCCUCUCUCUCCAGGCAUUGUCCAAUCGUUCCCAUAAGACCUUCAUCGCCUCCGCUGACUACCUCUCCAACCUGCGCUCCGCCAUCCCAGAACUGUCCCGCAACGCGCAUCAAUUGCGAGAUGCGAUUCCGAAACUCGACGAGGAAGCGGUGCGCUUUUCGUCCAAGUACAGUCGUUCCGCAGAGAAUGCGUCUCUAGAACACCGGAAAAGGGUCAUGCAGCUGGCGAGAAAUGUGGAUCGACUGUCUGAUAUCCUGGAACUCCCGACUUUGCUCUCGACGGCUGUAUCUUCCGCCGCCGCCAGUGGCUCGGUCUCUACCACUUAUUCCUCGGCAUUAGAUCUAUACGCACAUAUCAAACGGUUGCAAACGCUCUACCCAGAUUCCCCCCUCGUGAGAGAUGUCGCGUCCCAGGCCGAAGAUGCAAUGAAAGACAUGGCGACCAACCUCAUCACCGGACUACGGGCGCAGAACCUACGACUCGCAGCUGCGAUGCGAACGGUUGGCUGGCUCCGACGGGUGGCACCGGAAUUAGAGACCCUUGCUGGUGACGGGGAGGGUGCGCUCGGGGCCCUCUUUCUCAUCUGUCGGCUAGCCAAUUUGGUGUCCACGCUAGAGGCAUUGGAUCCGUUGCGAGAACUAGCGGACCAGGAGACACACCGCAGAAACCGAGCCUCGGAGAAGAAGAAUGGGAUGAGCGGUUCCUGGGCGGAUGGUCAUCAGACGGAAAAGUUCCUCAAGCGCUACAUCGAAAUCUUCCGAGAACAGAGCUUCGCCAUCGUCUCUCUGUACAAGAAUAUCUUUGCGCCCGAUCAGCCCGAGUCCGACCUGGCUGUCGCAGGUUUACGGGGAAUUGACGCGCGGAUUAAAUCCAACACACCUAAACCCGGUUCCAAAGAUCCUCUGCAGUCUCUCCCACCGGCACUGGCAACUUUCCCCAUGCAUCUGGUGCAGUUAUUGACCGACACAUUACGUGCCUAUCUACCCAACGUCCAGGACAAAAGCUCUCGCGAGAGUCUCUUGACGCAGGUGUUGUAUUGUGCUGCGAGCCUCGGCCGACUUGGGGCGAUACCGGAGAUCAUAUUGACGAAGAAGAAGACAUUGGCUACGAAUGGGAGGAAGUGA